Molecule: messenger RNA, 1182 nt
Organism: Glycine soja
Lineage: Eukaryota; Viridiplantae; Streptophyta; Magnoliopsida; Fabales; Fabaceae
Product: serine/threonine-protein phosphatase 7 long form homolog
Exons: 2
Coding region: 41-775 (244 amino acids)
Biological process (GO): meristem development; meristem maintenance
Source: RefSeq, a predicted model, not a curated record
AAUUAUUCCUCUAUUACAAAUUUCGGGUUUGUACCCGAUAAUGAAAUUGGCGCAGCUGAAAGUGAAUGGAGCAUUGGUGAAUGCUUUUAUUGAAAGGUGGAGGCCAGAAACGCAUACAUUUCAUUUGAAGUGUGGAGAGGCAACUAUUACACUUCAAGAUGUUUCUGUGCUACUUGGUAUUCCUGUGGAUGGAAGACCAUUAAUUGGAAAUACAAAUAUUGAUGGGUUUGAAUUGUUUCAUGAAUUAUUGGGUGUCAUGCCUGACGAUGCUGCAAUUGAUGGGAACUCAAUUAAAUUGAGUUGGUUGUCUUCUCAUUUUGCAAAUAUUCAUGAUUUUACAGGCAACCAAGAAGGCCUUGAAAGAUUUGCUCGUGCUUGGAUCUUACGAUUCAUAGGUGGGGUAAUGUUUGUUGACAAAAGCAGCAAACGGGUGCAUUUGAAAUAUUUGCAGUUUCUGAGAGACCUUAGAGAGUGCAGUAGUUAUGCAUGGGGAGCUGCUGUUUUGGGUAACCUUUAUAGAGAGAUGUGCAUCGCAACAGACUAUAAUGCUAAAUCAAUAGGCGGUUUCACUCUCUUGAUUCAAUUAUGGGCAUGGGAACGAUGCCCAACAUUAGCCCCCUCAGUUAUUCCUCCACAACAACAAAACGCGCCACUUGGUUACAGAUGGUUGGGAGGUGAAUUGCAUCACAUAGGCAAUGACAAUUUAAUUGAGUUUCGUCGUAAAUUAGAUGUCAUGAAACGCGACGAGGUAACAAUUUUGAUGUUUGUUUAUUAAAUGAUGUUGUAUUUCUUAAUUAAUUUAUUAAAUUUAACUUUUAUAUGCAGUUUGUAUGGGUCCCUUAUGCUGGACAUGUGGAAAUGAACUUGAGUCAAGUUUGUUUUUUUGGGUCUGUAUUAUGGACAUGUAUCAUACCACUUAUUUGUUUUCAAAAAGUGGAAUGGCACCAGCCGGAUAGAGUCAUGAGACAAUUUGGAAUGCAACAACCUAUUCCGGGACCAGUAAUGCAACCCAACAACAUACAUGACUUGACAUUAAAGGGAAAGGAAGGAAAAAAUUGGAUGCGACUAAUGCAACCCGCGCUUAAUGAAUGGAAUAGUCGCUAUGAAAGGAGAGUAGAGCAGACGCCGCCACAAACAGGGACCCUCGGUCUGAACUCUGAAUAUAUGAGGUGGUACAGGCGU